AUGCGGACUCCAAAAAUAUUAGGACCCCUCAUCCCUCUCCUUGCUUGCCUCUUGACAUCCUCACUCAUCUUGGCAUUGCCCUCGGUAUCAACUUCGACCUCAGUACCAACGUCGACGUCGACGUCCAGUGCGUCAACGGAGUCAAUGACCAUCUCGAAAAUCCCGAUCUAUGUUGGUGGUUUCUUUCCGAUCGAGGGCCAUUCGGCCUUCGAGAGUUUACCCAGAACAGUCCAAACGGCCAUUGACCACGUGAAUGAGUUACCAGGGAUCCUCGAUGAUUACGAACUACGCAUGCGCUGGAAUUGGACUAUGGGAAGUCCGGCCAACGCGCUCCGUCUUCUACACGACUUCGUAUCCACUGGUCCGCCUGUUUUGAUGACGUGGGGACCGAUGUUCUCUUCCGUAGCUACCGUGGUCAACGAAAUCACUCCGGAGUACAACAUCGUUCAGGUGGUGAUUGCAAGCUCGAGCACCCUGAAUGAUCGCAUCCGUUACCCCCUCACCGUCAGGAUCUCCGUCGAUGAAGACGUCCUCAACCCGUCAAGAGCAGCUUUUAUUAAGGAGAUGGGGUGGAGUCGAGUAGCCAUCAUCUUCGAGGACACAGACUACUUCAGAGAGAACACGAAGCAGCUGACGCUACUACUUCGUCAAGUCGACGUCACUGUUCUCGCUACUGAAGCCGUGAGCGAUAUCAACAGUGCAGAAGCUCAGCUAGAAAGUCUAAAGCGACACGAUGCUCGAGUUAUAUUCGCUGGAUUUCUACCCGAUCAGGCUCUCAUUGUUUUCUGCAAGAUAUUUCGGCAAGGUCUAUACGGGUCAAAGUUCAUCUGGAUCAUACCCGGAUGGUUUCCGGAGGGAUGGUGGAGAAAUCCCGACCCGGAAGUGGUUCCAUGUACUUCCGAGGAGAUGGAAAUGGUGUUGCAAUAUCACAUUGGUUUUGAUGGAGAUCAGUUUGUGUCCGAUGUCGAGGAGAUCAGCUUUAAUGGCGUCAAACCGCAACCUCAUCACCUGGAAUACUUACGCGCACUGCAUGAGAUGGACGACAAUUCACGUGACAUCUAUGCCUAUGACAACCUCAUCACCAUGGCGCUUAUACUAAACUCAUCUAUAGCUGAUGUGGAACAACUGCCUGGUUACAGCGAUGGAGAUACAGCGAGACCCAAAAGACUGGAGGAUUUUACCUACGGUGACACAGAUAUGGCGGAAGACAAGGUAGAGUUCGGGGUAGAGGGCAUCAGGAACUCACCUGUAUAUGUCGAGCAGUUUAUUGGAUCGACUGCAUUAAGAAUCAUGGAUUAUACGGACAAGGAUGGAUCAUUCCAUGUGGAGAGGAAUAGAUCGAUCAGAUGGGCAGAUGGCAAGCGCCCUGUUGAUGGCAUCACAUACCAACCGAUUGAUGAGACAGUUUCUUCGACUGUUCGGAUUAUCUUCUACUCGCUGUCUGGUGUGGGGAUAGUUUUAUCCCUCAUCUUCUUCUCACUCAAUGUUCAUUACAGGGAGUACAGAACGAUCAAGAUAUCAAGUCCGAUACUAAACAACCUGAUCGUUAUCGGUUGUCUGAUGCUCUACGCAGCUAUCAUCAUUCCUGGGCUUAACACAUCGUCUUACAGUGAGCCAACCAUCGUCCUUCUUUGUCACGUUCAAACUUGCCUCAUCAGUGUUGGCAUUUCUCUGUCGUUGGGGGCUCUUUUCGGUAAGACGUAUCGCAUCCAUGCAAUCUUCAAGAAAGCGGUAGAAAGACUCAAGAAGAUUAACUUACCCGAUUCUAAGCUCAUACUUGGUGUUUGCGCAUUGGUGCUCGCUGACAUAAUUAUUCUCAUGUUCCGAGUGGUGCUCGAUGACGUACAUGUGACGUCACACUCUCUAGACGCUCAGCUGGACAUGACUGAUCCAAGCAAAGAGUUGUAUUUUGUACCGACUGUUCGAACGUGCGGAUCGACAAAUCAACUCUUCUUUCAGAUUAUCAUGUACGGUAUCAAAGGCAUCCUUCUAAUGUUCGGCAUCUUCCUGGCCUGGGAGACUAGGGAUGUGACCAUCUCUGAUUUGAACGACAGUAAAUACAUCGCCUUCUCCGUGUACACGGUGGCGGUAACGAUGGCCGUGGCUGUCCCAACGAUUAGCGUGUUCAUGUACCAAGUCGAUCUCCGUUUCAUCAUCUUCAGCUCUGCGAUUCUAUUUGCUAACACCACCAUGUUGUGUCUGGUCUUUGUACCGAAGACGUCAUUCUAUAACAGAGCCGAAAACUGCCGCUUCUGGUGA
Strongylocentrotus purpuratus (purple sea urchin) is the source of this 2259-nucleotide messenger RNA. RefSeq names its product gamma-aminobutyric acid type B receptor subunit 2-like. Gene Ontology annotation, molecular function: G protein-coupled GABA receptor activity. Gene Ontology annotation, cellular component: G protein-coupled receptor heterodimeric complex; membrane. Lineage: Eukaryota; Metazoa; Echinodermata; Echinoidea; Camarodonta; Strongylocentrotidae. The record is from RefSeq and is a predicted model, not a curated record. The coding region runs from base 1 to 2259 and encodes 752 amino acids. Gene Ontology annotation, biological process: gamma-aminobutyric acid signaling pathway; G protein-coupled receptor signaling pathway. The transcript has 16 exons.